Messenger RNA from Oryza brachyantha (malo sina), 1146 nucleotides. RefSeq lists its product as uncharacterized. NCBI's taxonomy places the organism in Eukaryota, Viridiplantae, Streptophyta, Magnoliopsida, Poales, Poaceae. The coding region runs from base 17 to 670 and encodes 217 amino acids. The transcript has 5 exons. The record is from RefSeq and is a predicted model, not a curated record.
UGCAACACAUUGGAAGAUGUACAAGACAAAUGACUACAAGAAAACCAUCCCAGCUGCUAUCACUUCUAUAGCGGAAAAGUUUGACAUGAAUGCAAAUGAUGAAGUGGCUCGGGCAACAUGCACUAAUAUUAUUAAGGAUGGUAUCCGGCAACAGCGGUAUAGGCUUAAGAGCAAAUAUUUUAAUAAUGUUCCUAUUAGUGAAGUGCUUUCAAAAGGCCCACCACCACGUGUCAGUCCGGAAGAUUGGGCAAAACUUGUAGAGAAAUGGACUGAUCCAAAGCACAAGGAAACUUGUGAAAAGAAUAAAAUUAAUCGAGAACAGGUUAAAUUUCACCAAACUACAAGUUCUAGGAGUUAUGUUUGUGCAAUCCAUUCUAUGAAGGUGAAUAACAAUGAUCAAGAACCAGAUGCUAUUGACUUUUUCAAAGAGAGCCAUUUCAGCAAGAAGAAAGGUUCCAUGAGUGAUGAUGCACAGGAAGCCUAUAAUGCUAUGGUGAGUAAAAGAGAACAAAAUCAAGAGGAAGGUGGACACGCGAAACUUGACGAGGAAAUUGUUGCUGAAGUUUUGUCUGAAAGAAACACAUCAAGCACAUUUCUAGUAAAUAUGGGUUUCCCCAAUAAAAAAAUCUGGCAAUACUACUUCAUCUAUGCAGGUGCAAGAGCUGCGUGAUCAGCUAAGAGUAGAGAAAGAGGAUAAUGCAAGGAAGCAGCAUCAACUUACUGAACAACUUGAAUCUCAGCAACAAGAAAUUACUGAAUUGAAAAGGAAGCAUCAGGAAGAGAUGGACAACUUGAAGAAGAGCCAAGAUGAGAAAAUGGAUGGUCUUCGGAAGAAACAAGAUGAAAUGGAGGCUAUGUUCCGAUUUUUCAUAAGACAGCAGUAGACCCAAUCAUCAAGGGAUCAAGGAACAUCAAAGUAGUUUGUUAGGGGAAGAUUUUUUGGGUAUGAUACUUUUAAGUGGUAGAAAUGACUUUUGUGUUUUGGUGGCAUGACGUUGAACUGUAGUUAUUCUGAUUUAGAUGGUCUAACUUAACUGUGUGGUAUCUCUUUUGUAUAUGUCAGUAGGAUGCUUAUCUUACGAUGAAACACUGGAUGGUAUCUUUUAUGCUAUGUUAUAGACAUAUUGAAUGAAAUAUAUGAAUUGC